Messenger RNA from Fulvia fulva, 1536 nucleotides. RefSeq lists its product as uncharacterized. Bases 1 to 1536 code for a protein of 511 amino acids. The transcript has a single exon. Lineage: Eukaryota; Fungi; Ascomycota; Dothideomycetes; Mycosphaerellales; Mycosphaerellaceae. The record is from RefSeq and is a predicted model, not a curated record. Gene Ontology annotation, molecular function: protein binding.
AUGAACCUUCUGGCACUACCCUCGGAGCUCAUAGCCCAUAUUGCUCGCCAUCUUGAUGAUGUCGAUGUGUUCAGUGUCCGCCUUGGCCACCCAAACCUGGAACGAGCGUGCUUCUCGCUCUUUGGUCAACGCUUCUUCCGCAAGAGAGGCUUUCUCAUUCUCCAUGCGUCGCUAGAUGUUUUGCAAUCAAUAGCCGAGCAUCCGGAGCUGAGAAAGUACAUGCAACACGUCUGGUUCAACCCAGAUUACUACACUUUCCUACCACCAGAUUGUUGUGACGAUCUCCCGGAUGGAUACGAACUGCCAAAGAUAUGGACGGAAGACGCUGCGAGGGCAUUGGCACCACACGGUCGUUACAAGGAGAUUGCAUCUUUUAUGGCCCACAGUCGCCAGUACGACAAGCUCUUGAACACUCGCGAGCUUGAGCGGCAACUUGCCAAGGCAUUUCAAGGCUUGCCCAACCUCAUGACGGUAGGGAUGCGUAGGAGCGAGGACUACGCACCAUAUGGCUGGAGGCUGCUGAAAGACGCCAUCGGUCAGGACCCGCGAGUUAUAGGACCGAUAGAACGCCAGACAGCCCUGCAAAUGUCCGGACCGACUUGUCUCUUCGUUGCAAUUGUGAGAGCUUUGGCGGGAAUCGAUCGACCGCUCGAGCGCUUGUAUACAGAUGCAAUCGAGCUAGAGCGUUUGCCAGCGAAGCUCCUGUCCAGGAUCAAUAUGACCGCUGCGCUAGCUUCAAUGAAAUAUGUGGAGCUCAAUAUCGUCAAGGGCUGGCAGUCUCAGGCCGGUUACGAUAGCGAUGAGUCGGAUCGGAGUGAGUCGGAUGCAAGCAAUCACAAUUGGCAUCACAAUCGUGGUCACUAUGGACAAGGCCUGGUGAAGUUCUUCAAGGCCACACCCCGUUUACUCGAACUUGGCCUUCAGAUUUUUCCCGACCAGAUGCAGAGUCAUCUCGUGGCUCCCACCCCUCGCGACCCGUCCAGCUGGCGUAGAAGCUAUGCUUUCAAGGCCUUCCAGCGCCUUACAUCAGAGAUCACGCUUCCACACUUGACCCGAAUCAAGCUAGAGAAGCUCACAACGACCUCGAAGAUACUGUCCGACUUUCUUCGACCGUGUUCCGAACGUCUCAUCAGCCUCAAGCUCCGUGACAUCAGGCUACUUUCCUCAAAAGACGAGCCACGGCCAUGGGAGACUAUGUUCAUCUUCCUUGCUACAAAGUGUCCACGACUAGAACACAUACUGUUUUAUCAUCUAAUGUAUGAGCAAGGCGGUAUCUCAUACACAGAGGAACCACCCUUAGCUCCUCCUGCUGAGACGGACACGGAUGAUUACAUCGAAGACCCACUAUGGCCGGUGCAUGCUGGCCAAGCCAUGUUCGCCAAGUAUGACCACAUCACUAUGCGAGUCGACGGCCAAGAAGCAGUGAGAGCGAAGCUAGAAGAGAUCGCUGAGCGACACUGGUACCAUCGACCGCUUUUCAGCUAUGCCAUGGACGAAAGCCAGUGGCAUACAGACACGAGCGAUGAAGAGUGGUAA